Molecule: messenger RNA, 1884 nt
Organism: Mesorhabditis spiculigera
Lineage: Eukaryota; Metazoa; Nematoda; Chromadorea; Rhabditida; Rhabditidae
Source: the annotation of a GenBank genome assembly
AUGAUACCCAAGAUCGACGGCGGCAUUGUAGGAAAGUGGCGCCGUCCACCCGAUGCCACAGUACAUGUUUUCGACGGUUUCGGCGGCUCAAACUCGGAUGACAUUCGCCGUUUUAUGCACCGAAUUGGCGGGCCGAGACAGCACCUUCGUCACCACUGGCGUCGCCAUCGCAAAUUCGGGGACAAGGACUGGAAGGGAUGCGAUCAUCAUUUUAACAAAGUGGACAAGGACUCGGGACGCAUCAACGAUGCUGUGGAUGGAGGGAAAAUUUUCCACAAGGGUGGCCGCCACAACAAGAUCAGUGACGUCGGCAAGGUGGUGCUCGACAAGAUGCUCACCGGAGAGGACAAGAAGGUUGAGCCAAUGGAGCAGAAACCGGUGGUGCAAGAGGUGACCGGGGUCGAGUCGUUGGGGCUCGAUUUCAACAAAGAACGAGAUCGUUGCCUGAGUGAAAAGGUGCUGUUCGAGGACCCGGAAUUCCCGCCCGAGUCGAAGAGUCUGUAUUAUAAGACGCCGCCCCGCGGGCCCAUUAAGUGGUUGAGGCCAUCGGACAUCGUCAAGGAGCCGUGCUUCCUGAUCGACGGGGAGAGCCGCUUCGAUGUGUGCCAGGGAGAGCUAGGCGAUUGCUGGUUGCUGGCCGCCGUCGCCAACCUAACGCUACGCGACGAGCUCUUCUUCCGGGUCGUGCCGCCGGACCAGAGUUUUACCGAGAACUACGCUGGGAUAUUCCACUUCCGCUUUUGGCGCUACGGGAAAUGGGUCGAUGUUGUUAUUGAUGAUCGUCUCCCGACCAUCAAUGGCCAGUUGAUUUACAUGCGUUCGACGACACAAAACGAAUUCUGGAGCGCCCUCAUCGAGAAGGCGUACGCAAAAAUGUUCACCUGUUACGAAUGCUUGGAUGGGGGAUUGCCGAUGGACGCGCUCGAGGAUUUCACAGGCGGUCUCACCGAGCACUUUGAACUGGCAAAGACGGAGAAGAACAUCCUUUUCGCGAUGAUCGUUCGCGGUUUCCAGAUGGGAUCGUUUUUCUGUGCCAGCAUUGAUGCCGACCCGAACAGCUUUGAGAACCAGCUGAGUAAUGGGCUAAUUAUGGGCCACGCCUAUAGCAUUACGGCUAUACAGACGCUGCCCAGCACCCAAGGCGACGUCUCGCUGCUUCGAUUGCGGAACCCGUGGGGAAACAACAAAGAAUGGACGGGCACCUGGUCGGACAAGAGCUCCCAGUGGAGCACGGUAGAUGAGGUGGAGAAGGCCAAGCUCCAGGUCGCCUUCAACGCCGACGGCGAGUUCUGGAUGUCAAUCGAGGACUUCAUCGCCAACUUCGAGCAGCUCGAGAUUUGCAACUUGUCGGCGGACAUCGAGGGCGAGAUCGAGGACAUGACGGGCAUUAAGCGAGACGAUGGCGAUAAUACUGGAAGCUGGCAAGAAGCCGACUGUGACGGUGCGUGGAGCUCGAAGGACAACACGGCCGGUGGAUGCAUCAAUUAUAUCAGCUCAUUCCCGAAGAACCCGCAAUUCCAGCUGUCGCUGACGAACGCCAAGAAUGGGGUCGAGGGCGACGGGCAGUGCACGGUUGUGGUGGCUGUAAUGCAAAAGAAUCGGCGUGAGCUCCGGGCACAGGGCAAGGAAGACCUGCCGAUCGGGUUCAUUGUCUAUCCAGCGCCAGCCGCCGGCAGCGGCGCCAAGCAGAACGAGCAAUUCUUCCGCACCACCAAGUCGCUCACCAAGGUGCCCGCGUUCACCAAUAUGCGAGAGGUGACAGUGCGAUUCCGUGCCCCACCCGGUGAAUACCUCAUCGUCCCCUCGACUUUCGAGCCGUACCAAGAAGCCGAAUUCCUAAUUCGUGCUUAUUCCAACGGUGACCUGAAGCUCACGGAGCUCCAC